AUGAAGGCCUCUUGGUCAAGGCUUGUUUUCACAACUGUCCAAGCCGCCACUGCUGCCACUAACCCUCCCAGAGCCAUUGGUUCAGAGGAUUCUUUUGAAGGAUUGCACUGUUGCACCAUGGUGGGAUGUGAUGCAAGAGCUCCACAAGACCUGCCGAGUGAUAAAACGAAAGCACUUCCUGAGGCUGCAUUGACCGGACUGCUUUGUGACUAUGCUGCCCGUGGCGACAUCAGUGCCUUUCGAAGCUUGAUUCACCAGGGAGCGGAUGUAAAUUCGGCAACACCCUAUGACCUACGUACGCCUUUGCACUUGGCAGCUGCAGCCGGGAAGCUUGACAUGGUCAAGUUCCUUGUGGAAGACUGUGGCGCAGCAUUGCGACAGGAUCGAUUUGGGUUGCUGCCGAUACAUGAUGCGGUUGAGAACGGACACUCGGAGCUCAGACGUUAUCUCCAGAGCCAAAAGCUCGCAGAGCCAAAGAACAUGCAAAAGCGCAGAAGAUUGGACUCUGGAGAGAACAUCAAUUCUGCAGAGUCUCGAUUGGAACAAGAGAUGGAUGAUCUAAUGGGCACGGUUUUCGAGCUUGUGGUGAAAGAGGGUGUGUUCAGCUAUACAAGUGUUCAUGCGGAAGUUCUGCAUUUCUUCAAAGUGCUCCGCUUUCAUGAGAUUUACUUCCGACACUUUACUCCGCUGCAAAUUGCAAAGCACGUUCAUUGCCUUAUUGCAGCCAAGCAUGUGGCACGUGCUACAGAUGACAUUGGAGGUCUUGAGUUUGACUUCAAAACCUCGCAGAGCGGCUUCUUCCUCAGCACUAUAGGAAGCUGUCGCGAGCCCACAGGAGCGCAAAUGCAGACCAUUGCUUCCGUGUCUGCCUUUGUCACCAAUUUUAUGGAAGCUAACCAGAACGUCUCGCUGAUCUUCAUGUCUUCCGAGGGACCUGUGUUCAUUGGUGGGCAAGAAAAAUUGGGCAUUUACAGCGUUGAGACGGGUCAUUUCGAGGCAACACGCGCGACGGAGGGGGAAUCCAGCUUGGAAGUCUUAGCGUCUUCCAGAUUCUUGAAAACAAAGACUCGAGAAGCCAAAGAGCAAUACCAGAUUGUCAUGGAGGAUGUGGUGGCAAGUCGCCGAAGCGCUGUGCGAAUUGUGCCCGGACAUCUUUACCCUGGACCAUGCCCUUUUGGCUACGUGGUCCUUUUCGCCACUGCAGAAACUGUGGGGAGGCACUACCUCCCCGAAAUCUGGCAAGCCAUGCGUUUCGUCGGGCUUCUUCCAAGACGCUUCUAUUUUGAAAACUUUGCCAACGGCGUCAUUACAUACAGCCUUUUCUUUCCAUCGGCUACAGAUGACCAGGUGCACAAGCUGAAAAGGACCAUCAUGCACGCCACCUUACUGAAAGAGACUCCUGGAAGGUCGGCACUUUUGUACAACAACGUUAUGCAAUCAAGGAUAUCUCACGAAUGUGGACUUUACUUGCUUGCGGCCGUCAAGUUUGUGUACGCGUUCUUUCCCAAAGAGCAGUACUCAAGGGAAUACACAGGCGUCCACAAAGUUCUGGAGCAAAAUCCUGCCGCCCAACGGAAGUUGGAGACAUUGUACAGGCUUUGUAUGAAGGAUUUGCUCUCAACUGAGCGCAUUUACCAGCUGAUCAGCAAACGGCCAGCCCUCGCUGAGCAGUUCUAUGCAGAUUUUCGCAAGAUAGCCCUUGGUGAGAUAGAGCCCACCUUCAACAAAGAGCUCGGUACGUCCAUUGAUGCAGCUUGCAGUGAUCCUCAGGAUCGUCAAAUCUUGAGGAUGUUCCUGACAUUCAACGAGAGCGUGCUCCUAACCAACUUCUUCAAACCUGAUAUUCCGGGUGCCUUUGCAUUCCGCUUGAAUCCGGCAGUUGCCUUGAAGCAACGACCGGCAUCAUUAUACCCUGAAGUUCCAUAUGGGAUCUACAUGAUUUGCGGCCGUGAUUUCAUGGGUUUUCACACCCGCUUCCGCGAUGUAGCACGCGGCGGCAUUCGAUUGAUCCUCUCUCGGGACAAGGCAAUGUAUGAGCGAAACUUUGCAACCCUCUUCGAUGAGUGCUACAACCUGGCAUACACGCAGCAGAACAAGAACAAAGACAUUCCAGAAGGUGGCGCCAAGGGAGUGAUUCUCCCCGACUCCUGUUGGUCGGGACGAAAGGAAGGAGAUGGAAACGCGCUCAUUGGAAUGACUUCCCAGGGCCCUGCUGCAAUGCGCUCCUGCUUCAUAAACUAUGUCAACGCACUCCUCGACUGCAUGCAGCCUGAGCAAAACCAUUUGUACUCUGGGCAUAUGAAGAAGAAGGCGGAGAUCCUUUUCUUUGGCCCGGAUGAAAACACGGCCGGGUUCAUGGAUCUGGGCGCCGACAUUGCUCGGGAAAGAGCUUAUCCAUAUUGGAAAUCGUUGACCACGGGCAAGAGCGUAUCAUUAGGUGGGGUGCCUCAUGAUACCUACGCUAUGACUACAACCAGCGUUCACACCUAUGUCACUGAGCUGUUGCGGGAGCUGGGCGAGGAUGAAUGCAGCAUCACCAAAUUUCAAACUGGCGGACCUGAUGGCGAUUUGGGCUCAAAUGAGAUUCUGGUAUCGAAGGACAAGACCAUAGCCAUUGUGGAUGGCUCCGGGGUUGUGUAUGACCCACAUGGCAUUGAUCGCGCUGAACUCCGGCGACUGGCAAAGAUGAGGGUUCCAAUCAGCCAGUUCAAUCGGUCCAUGCUCAAGCCUGAAGGGUUCCUAGUCACUGUGGAGGAGACCGACGUAGCUUUGCCAGAUGGCUCAAAAUACCUCACUGGAGCUGAGCUGCGAGAUUCCUUUCAUUUAUCUCCAUAUGCGACUGCAGAUCUAUUUGUUCCAUGCGGCGGUCGGCCAAACUCAAUUACAACAGACAAUGUGAAAAAGCUGUUCCAUGCUGAUGGUGUCAAGCCCAAAUUUCGGAUGAUUGUGGAAGGAGCCAAUCUAUUUUUGUCAGAUGGUGCAAGGGUGACUUUGGAGAAUUCUGGUGUGCAUGUGUUCAAAGAUGCAUCCACGAACAAGGGCGGGGUGAACAGCAGCUCGCUUGAAGUCUUUGCUGGCUUGGCGUUGCUGCCGGAGGAGCACAAUGCACUCAUGUGCUACAACCCUCGGACAGGUCAAGCGCCGCAAUUCUACCAGGACUACGUUCGGCAAAUCCAAGAGAUCAUCAUUGAGAAUGCCAAGAAAGAAUUCAAAGCCAUUUGGGAGUGCAACAAGCAAGGAAUCAAGAAGGUUGACGCAACUCGCCUCAUCUCCAGCAAAAUUACGCAAAUGCAAGACGCCAUCAUGGUCAAGAUCCAGGACAUGGGCGGCGAUGAACGAGAUCAGCUCGUGCGCAGCGUUUUGGCCAUGGCAAUCCCACCUUUGAUGCUGCAGAAGCAGGGCAUCGAGGGUCUCCUAAAAACUGUACCUUCCAACUAUGUUUCGGCCAUUGUUGGAGCAUGGGUGGCUUCCCGCUUUGUAUACUCGCAUGGCAUCAACGCUUCCGAGGUGUCCUUCUUCUUCUUCCUCCGAGGGCUAUUGAACGGAACACAGAUGCCAUAA
Durusdinium trenchii is the source of this 3561-nucleotide messenger RNA. The record is from the annotation of a GenBank genome assembly. NCBI's taxonomy places the organism in Eukaryota, Dinophyceae, Suessiales, Symbiodiniaceae.